Komagataella phaffii GS115 is the source of this 1611-nucleotide messenger RNA. RefSeq lists its product as hypothetical. The transcript has a single exon. The record is from RefSeq and is a predicted model, not a curated record. The coding region runs from base 1 to 1611 and encodes 536 amino acids. NCBI's taxonomy places the organism in Eukaryota, Fungi, Ascomycota, Pichiomycetes, Pichiales, Pichiaceae.
AUGGAUUUAGACGCUCUCAUUGACUCGAUAGAGGGGCUCGCCGAUCAGUGUACUACUUCAAUCGAGAAGAAUACCGAACUGUUGAAUGAUAUAUCCAAUGUGUAUGGUGAUGCCCUCUCAAACGAUACGAUUAUCGAUACACUGAACGCCAAAUCAGAUCACAAUUUGGACAUGAUACAACAGUUGAACCUGCUUAAUCUGCGUUCUGAGUUUUUCCAGGCGCAAUUGCACAUUUUGGAACUUCAUAGUGACAUUAAUCACAAUAGAAAGCAGCAUGGGUUGAAUCCUUUGAAUGAGUGGAAGGAUGAUGAUCUGAACUGGAGAACUUGUGAGACAACUUUGGAUAAUUUGUUCUUGGAGUUUGAGUAUCUGAAGACUCAAAAGCUGUCCUUUAGGGGUAUUCCUUCCACUUUUGAAUACAUUCAAGAAUCAAGGAAUCAGGUUAAUGUUUCUUCUCAUAUGGCUAACCAGACCUUGGAAUUUAAUGACGAUUCGUACCUAAGACCCAUUCACGUGGGGAAACAGAGAAAUUUAUCUAAUCACAAGAAUAUUCAAAAUGGGUACAAUUUCCACCGACGUCAUUCUUCGUUACCUCACUCUCCAUCGCUUGAUGAGUCAUCUAAACCUUUGAGGCAUUACACAUCAUUUGAGACCGCAUUGAAAUCCAUGAACUCUAGGUUAGGAAACUCGGAGAAUAAUACUAUUUUUCAAGAAAAAUUGCAUAGCUUUGACAUGUCAGUUAUGUCACAUGCUCAUUCAACUUCAAUAUUUGAUUCCAUAACGGAGUCAACGCAAGUCUCAGAUAUCGACGAUGAACAUAAUCCCCACAAGAUCUUUUUUGGAGACGUUUUAACUAAAUGUCCUUCCAAUAUUACUGCAUUGGAAACUCCACCCCGUCAUGUACCAUCUAAUCAUUCUUCCACUGCCAUGGCACUCAAGAAGCAGACUAUGGUCUGGCUCAACCAGUUUCAACAGAGCAACACAACAGAUUCGCAACAAACUCCCAACUGGGCGCCUAAUGUCAAUGCUUGCAUCUCCUCAAGUUCUAACACUCGGAACUUGCUUUCUUCUUUGAUCUCCAAAGAAUCCACGAAAUUCAACACCGGUUCGUCAAGCCAUUCACAACCAGAUUUUCAAAUUGACAAGACACAAAUUUCACGAAAGCCUUCAAUUUCUCAACUUGUAUCGUCUUCUCAGGAAGCAUCUCAAUGGAGUCUUUUGCUGGACAAAUUCCGGAAGAAAUCAACAUCACAGCCAUCUGGUCUAGAAUCACGGGAUCCCACCAACCGCCAGAAAGACUAUAAAACUGAGAUUGAAAAAUCAAAACCAAUUCCCGUCCCAGGAUCUCUUUCCAGAUAUAGAUCAGCCAGUCUAGGUCAAUCCUCAUCGUCAACAAUCACCAUAGGGCCUAACCAUAAAAUGAUAGUAAGGCAUGGAGCAUUAAGCGGGCUCAAUCAACACACCUAUUACGACCGUAGAAGAAAUGUAUCCUCUAAUAGCUCUACAAUAGCCCCAAUUGCAUCCCCUGAUAACCGACGUGUAGUGAGCACUUAUGUGAGACAAGAUCACCUUGAAGAUGCAUUGAAAACUAGUUUAACUAAUGUUACAUAA